This is a messenger RNA of Notodromas monacha, 357 nucleotides long. NCBI's taxonomy places the organism in Eukaryota, Metazoa, Arthropoda, Ostracoda, Podocopida, Cyprididae. The record is from the annotation of a GenBank genome assembly.
AUGCAGGGGAUACCGUGUAUCAGAGCUUUACUGAAAUACUGUCCGCCAAGAAUCUCAGAUGUCGUGGAGCCCAUUGUAGCGAAUGCCGGGGAAACGUUGAAACUUCCGUGUCCCGUGGACGGGGAACCGUAUCCGAUGUUUGAGUGGUUCAAGGACGGCGAGUCGCUGAUCAUGGCCGACGACCGGAUCCGCGCAACGAAGAACGGGCUCCGCAUCAAAGAAGCCGAGGUGGACGAUUCUGGCAUCUACGAAUGCAAGGCUGUCAACGGGUUCGGUCAGGUUUCCAUCGAAGUUGAGCUUUGGAUCAACGUUCGCCAUCACGUUCACGUCUUAUCGCUCUGUGCGUGUGUACCCUAG